Molecule: messenger RNA, 1056 nt
Organism: Alnus glutinosa
Lineage: Eukaryota; Viridiplantae; Streptophyta; Magnoliopsida; Fagales; Betulaceae
Exons: 6
Coding region: 1-1056 (351 amino acids)
Source: RefSeq, a predicted model, not a curated record
AUGUUUUGUUUUUAUGCAAAACUUAAAGUAGUGAAGGAUGUGUUGAAGAAGAAGAAUAAGGAAGUGUAUGGAGGGCUGGGUCAGAAGGUGUUAAAGGCAAGGCAGGAUCUUGCCAUGGCAGAGGAGAAGCUUCUUAAACAGAAAUCUAGGAUUCAGUGGCUUAACCUUGGGGAUGGGAACAAUUCUUUUUUCCAUAACUUGGUUAAGUUGCUUGGACAUUCCAGUCAUGAGUUUAAUUUUGAGAAAGCUGCAAGGGUGUCUAAUCUAUUCAAAAAGAAAUUUUUUGCAGCUACGAUUGCAGGAAUGAGUGCUCUAGUCACUAAACAAGAGAUAAAACAAGCUGUUUUUGCUAUGAAUCCUAGUAAAGCCUUGGAUCUUGAUGGCUUCUUAGCUUGUUUCUUCCAAAAAGCUUGGCCUGUAAUAGGGGGAACUUAUGUGAGAAUGAUACAAGGGCUUGAAGAGGUGAUAAGCUCUAAUCAGGGGGCUUUUAUCCCUAAGGGAGGAAUUGCUAAAAAUAUACUUUUAGCUCAAGAGGUGGUUUGUGAUUAUCAUAAGGAGAAAUGUUUUACCAUUGGGUUAAAUGGUACUUUGGUGGGACAUUUCUCAGGAAUGAAGGGGCUUCGUCAAGGAGAUCCUAUAUCUCCAUAUCUUUUUGUGUUGGCUAUGGAGGGGUUGUCUCUUUUGCUUGAAGAGGCUGCAGCUUCACCUCUGUUCAGUUUUCAUCCUAAAUGCAAGGUUGUGAGGUUGAAUCAUUUGUGUUUUGUUGAUGAUCUGCUUAUCUUCUCUGCAGCCAUUUGCAAUUCUGUUUCAGCAAUUCUUAGUGCUCUUACUGAGUUUGAAUCUUUGUCGGGAUUGAGAGCUAAUCCUUCCAAGAGUUCCAUCUUUAUUGCCGGAGCUUCUUGUGAGGAAGAAGGGUUUCAAAGUCAGUUGAUGGUUAGAGGGAACUACAUGAUUGAUGAGGAUGAAUCCAUCAAUACUUGUCAUGAGCAUAUCCCUACCACCACCAUACUUGAGAGUGAGGAAAUUAUGGAUGAUAAUGAGGUGGAAGAAAAAUAG